Messenger RNA from Porites evermanni, 382 nucleotides. The record is from the annotation of a GenBank genome assembly. Lineage: Eukaryota; Metazoa; Cnidaria; Anthozoa; Scleractinia; Poritidae.
AUGGCGGACAGGAGAAAGAAAUCUUGGGGCACGUUUAAGAACGAGAUGAAAGCAAAGAGGCCUAAAACUGGAGAUGGCGGUGGGAAGAAAAAGGAAAAAGGGAAUAUUUUUGAAAGACAAGAAUUGGUAGUGCAGUGACUGAGCUCAGAAGUAUCCGGCAAAGCCCAAAAGUAUACUAGGGUAGGGCCCCGCUAAUCUCGUACCCAGAUCUCACUCUGUUUUACACGUAAAAGUGGGAGAUCUGGGUACGAGAUUAGGGCCCCGCGAGUUCGUGCAGUACGAUGAGGAGGAACUGUCCAUUGAAGGGAUCAAAGCGUCUUGUGAGAAACAUUUCUCACCCUCAUUGGAACGCUAUUGUUGGUUUUCACAUGACGUCAUGUGA